GCAUUGUUCGUAUUUUAUUUAAAUAAGAAGAAAUAAUGUUGAAAUCAUUUAUAAUAAUUUUAACAUAGAAAAACAGACAUUUGUGGAUAAAACAACGGUUGGAAUCCACGAUCUUUCCUUCAGUUGUGAUUGAGAAAAUUAUGAUACGAAUGUUGGUUUUGCUGUUAUUUAUGUGCCAUGUUUUCGAAUCCUCUCAGACGAACCAGCCUAUUACUACAUGUUCCUGUGCAGCGUAUGACAGUCCUGUUUGCGGAGAUGAUGGCAAAACAUACAGCAAUGAGUGCAAAGCUAAAUGCGCUGGAGCAAACGUUAACUGCAAUAAAAAGUGUCCCUGUGAUGAUGUGUGUCCCUGUCCAAAAUUAUACAGUCCUGUUUGUUGUUAUAAUGGCAAAACAUAUAACAAUGAGUGCGAAGCUAAAUGCGCUGGAGUAAAGGUUAAAUGCAAAAGUAAAUGUCCCUGUCCUGAUGAUGUAUGUAACUGUCCAAAAAUAUACAGUCCUGUUUGCGGAGGUGAUGGCAAAACAUAUAAUAGCAAGUGCGAAGCUAAAUGCGAUGGAGUAAAGAUUAAAUGCAAUAGUAAAUGUCCCUGUGAAGAUGUUUGUCCCUGUUCAAAAGAAUACAGUCCUGUUUGCGGAGUUGAUGGCAAAACGUAUAUUAAUAAGUGUAUAGCUAAAUGCGCUGGCGUGAAAUUUAGAUGCAAACAUAAAUGUCCGUGUAAAGGGUGUAUAUGUCCAGCUGUAUACGAUCCUGUUUGCGGAGAUUAUGGUCAAACGUAUGGCAAUGCGUGUGAAGCUGUAUGCGCUGGGGUGACACCAAAGUGCAAAGGUACAUGUCCCUGUAGUGUGUGUGCCUGUAAAAAAAUAUACCGUCCUGUUUGUGGAGAUGAUGGCAAAACAUAUAGUAAUAGAUGUACUGCAAAAUGCUCUGGAGUGGAAGUAAAGUGUAAUGAUAAAUGUCCCUGUAAAUUGUGUACCUGUAAAAAAAAAUACCGUCCUGUUUGCGGAAGAGAUGGCAAAACUUAUAGUAAUGGGUGUAAAGCUAAAUGUGCUCGAGUAAAAGUAAAGUGUUAUGGUAAAUGUCCUUGUGGUGGUUGUAAUUGCCGAUUUUGGAAUCGUCCAGUGUGUGGUGAUGAUGGUAAAACGUAUACCAAUGCAUGUUUCGCUAAAUGCUCGGGCAAAGCUGUAAAAUGUAAAGGACCUUGUCCAUGUUUUCAUGUUGGUUAAAGAUCUAUGUAGCGAUCAUUCUGUCCGUGGAAGAAUGUGUGCAUACGUUACAGUAUAUUCUGUUAUAUUUAGAAACGCUGCUCAGAUUUUAAUUUUAAACCAAUUAUCAAAUGUACAAAAUACAUGUUUUUUUUUCUUCAAAACGCAAAUAACUCCUAUCUUGUGAAACAGGAUAUGCCAACCCUCCCCAAGCACCUGAAAUCAUCACCAGUUUUUGAAAGGGUUCGUGUUGCUCAGUCUUAAGUUUUCUUUGAUGUUUUUAUAUGCUAUUUGUCUUGAUUGUUUUUCAUUUUUUGCCAUUGCAUUGUCAGUUUGUUUUCGACUUAUGAGUUAUGUCCUUUUAUUUGCUUAGUGACUUUUCGUAUAUAAUUUUUUUCGGAGUUCGGUAUUUUUGUUAUUUUACUUUUUAGUUUCUUUCGCCUCUCUUAUAUUGAAAUAGUUCUACAUUGUCCAGGAUUUUGGUGUAGUCUUUUCCUUAUAAGAAUGAACAAAUGUAUUUUCAACAAUUGGAGGUAAUAAAGUUGCUUUUGUUUACAAAAAAGUGAACACGUGUACUCUUUCAUUUUUUUAUGACCUAUCAGUUAAAGGAGAUCGAAGAUACCAAUUGCACGAUAUAACCGCAAAAAUCAAUGGACAACAAACUAUACCACGUGCAAACCAAAAACGACGAAAGGACCAACAAAUCACAAUUUGCAAAACACUAAACAUUCUAUUAUGCAACACGAAUACCAUCGAACAUGAAAAGAGCUCAUGCACUCCGUAUAGAAAUUCUGUUCCUGGUUUGGUAGAUGCGCCCAUGGUGUUGCUCAUGGUGAAUGAGGCUAAAGGGAACCGCUUCAGUAAUUGAAAUAGUAUG
Mytilus californianus (California mussel) is the source of this 2079-nucleotide messenger RNA. Its product is annotated as four-domain proteases inhibitor-like. NCBI's taxonomy places the organism in Eukaryota, Metazoa, Mollusca, Bivalvia, Mytilida, Mytilidae. Gene Ontology annotation, molecular function: protein binding. The record is from RefSeq and is a predicted model, not a curated record. The transcript has 12 exons. Bases 141 to 1223 code for a protein of 360 amino acids.